UGAGGAGACCACCAGAGGAAGCAUCAAAGAUGGGAGACAUCAUGAGAGUUCAAACUAGCGGUGCAUCACAGCAAACGGCUAAUCAGGACAAUCUGCGAUACUCAGGUGUGAGAGCAUCACACACCAUGGCCCAGACUGAUGCAGGCAGAAUGGAAGAGUUCAGGUCUAAAAUCAACAGAGUGGGGACUCAGAAGGGAAUUCCUCCAGCUCUGAUUGCUGCCAUCAUCUCCAGAGAGUCUCGGGCUGGAAACGCAAUAAAGAACACUGGAGGCUGGGGGGACCAUGGCAACGGGUGGGGACUGAUGCAGGUGGAUGUGAAUCCAAACGGAGGUGGGCACACUGCACAGGGCGCUUGGGACAGCGAGGAACACCUCAGACAAGCCACGGGCAUCUUGGUUCAUUUCAUCGGACGGAUCAGUACCAAAUUUCCUAAUUGGAGCCCGGAGCAGAAGCUGAAAGGUUUGUUUCACUCACCCACUAAGUUGACACAAAAACACAACCCCCUUCACACAAAUGGUUUGAUCUUAUGUGUGUUUAAUUCUCCAGGUGGGAUUGCAGCCUACAACAUGGGCGAUGGAAACGUCCAUUCUUAUGAAAACGUCGAUGACCACACAACCGGUAGAGACUACUCCAAUGAUGUUGUUGCCAGAGCCCAGUGGUACAGGAACCAUGGUGGCUUUUAACUGUUGAAGCCCACUCUGACAACAUUUCCUGCAAGUCAUUAAGUAAAAGUCUAAAAAGUUGUUUGUAUGAAAUCCUGAGGUAAAUAAACAUGAUACAAAAAACAAAA
Labrus bergylta (ballan wrasse) is the source of this 790-nucleotide messenger RNA. NCBI's taxonomy places the organism in Eukaryota, Metazoa, Chordata, Actinopteri, Labriformes, Labridae. The record is from RefSeq and is a predicted model, not a curated record.